Messenger RNA from Perkinsus marinus ATCC 50983, 1131 nucleotides. RefSeq lists its product as hypothetical. The transcript is spliced from 10 exons. Gene Ontology annotation, molecular function: iron-sulfur cluster binding; protein binding. The coding region runs from base 1 to 1131 and encodes 376 amino acids. NCBI's taxonomy places the organism in Eukaryota, Perkinsozoa, Perkinsida, Perkinsidae. The record is from RefSeq and is a predicted model, not a curated record.
AUGUUGUCCACACUGCACAGAUUGCCUAGCUUCGCUCCUCGAGGGGCGCUGGUCCGUAUGAUGAGCAAAAAGCGUAGGCUGCCGUCACCAGCCCCCCAGGGCAAUCCCGAUACGCACUGGAUGACCAUGGGAGAGGGCCAGGAAGAGAAGCCUGUGAUAACUGUCAAUGGAAAAGAGUACGACUGGAACACUAUACCGGCAUUUACUCACAAGAGCGUGUUGACUAUGCUACAGCAUCUGCGGAUACCGAUAGACAGUGAAUGCGGUGGUAAAGGAGAAUGCAAGCAGUGCACGGUACAUUUCGAUGGAGUGGAGGGCAACUUACUGGCUUGCCAGACUCCAGCCGCCGCUGGGAUGAAUCUUGAGGUUGUACCCACGAAAAAGGAAGAUACGGAACCGGCGAAUCUUACAGAGGAGAUCAAAGAGCCCGGCCAAAUAGCGGAUUUCGUUAUCGAGCAAUGUGAAGAUUGGCUGGGAGGAUCCACUGAAGACUGUCUCGCAGUGCAGUACGAUCUUUCGGGAAAUGCCAAGAAAUUUGCGGCGGCUUUGAACGACAAGAUUGGCAUAAAGCGUAUUGGGCAGUUGAUGGGAGGUAAAGCAUUCAUACACGUUGAUGCUAAGGACCUGACUGAUAUGGAUGCUCUUGUUAUUGCUAAGAUGCUCCGAUUCCAAAAUGCUGACUGUGAAAUGCUCGAUAUCAACAACAACCCACGUAUGGGCGACCUUGGAGUGAAGGCCAUAGCUGAGCAUGUUUUGGGACGAGCAAGCAAUGGGCAUCCCUUGGAGACUUUGCUUGUAUCAGGAGUUAAUAUGACUGAUGAGGGACUAGGGUACAUCACCGAAGCGCUGAAGACGAAUAAUAAGUUGCGAUUGUUGGAGAUGCGGAAGAACAAACUAACCGACGAGGGUGUCGUUGCUUUAGCCAAGGUUCUCAAGGAGGAUAACACUACACUGGAGUCUCUAUACUUGAAUGCUAACCCGGGUCUUACGGAUGUCUCUGUUGAGGUGCUUGCUGAUGCUGUGGCCGCUCGUAAGGGCAAACUGAAGGUCAUCCUUCUGGACUGCGAGAAGAUUAGUUUUUCGGCGAGGGCUCGCGCGAUGGCUCGAUGUGGGAAGAAGAUGCGGUUCUGA